Messenger RNA from Truncatella angustata, 744 nucleotides. RefSeq lists its product as uncharacterized. The transcript has 2 exons. Bases 1 to 744 code for a protein of 247 amino acids. The record is from RefSeq and is a predicted model, not a curated record. NCBI's taxonomy places the organism in Eukaryota, Fungi, Ascomycota, Sordariomycetes, Amphisphaeriales, Sporocadaceae.
AUGUUACGGCGACUACUAUCCUUGACCUUUAUUCCUGCUUUGAGGCUUGCCCUCUGCGCCGUGACCGGAAACGGGCUUCACUCACGGGGUGAAGUGCCGGGAUUUCAAUUUGACGCAAACACGAGCAAGUAUUGUGACUACUGGCUCGACACUACAGACAGCAAUCUUCAGUGCACUCAAGUACCAGCUCAAUGGGGCAUCUCGAUGGCCGAUUUACUUCGCUGGCUCACGGUGGGAGCCAACUGCGGAGGACUGUGGGCGGAAGUAUAUGUGUGCGUAUCUGUUAUCGAUUUCGAAGCGCCCACUACUUCAGCUACACCUACACCCUCGCCUGCUAAGCCUAGCAACGGCAUCGUGACUGCAAAACCCAUCCAGCCAGGCAUGGUUGAUAACUGCGACGCUUUUUACUUUGUUCCAAAGGACACAGGCUGCCAGGCCGUUGCCGAUGCAAAUCACAUUACGUUGGCGCAGUUCCUGACUUGGAAUCCUUCAGUUGGAAGUACUUGCGGAGUGCUAUGGGCAGAAGCAUAUGUAUGCGUGUCUAUUAUCGGCUUUGAAGCGCCGUCCGCAACACCUACCCCUAAGCCUACCACUACGAAGCCAAGCAACCGGGUCGCGACUCCGACUACUACCCAGGCUGGUAUGGUAGGGAACUGUGUAAAGUUCCACUUUGUCGCGGAUCAGCAGACCUGUGCAGUCAUUGCGGCUCUGUACAAGAUCUCGGUCUCUGAUAUGAUCAAAUAG